GUCCUGCCUCCUCCCUGCCUUGGACUUACACUAUUAAGCUCAGACAAUCAAUGCCCAGUUUUUCUUGCUGUGGACACCCUACCAGCACUAUGCCUGUGACAGUGGGUUACUGGGACUUCCGUGGGCUGGCUCAUUGCAUUCGUCUGCUCCUGGAGUACACGGACACAAGCUAUGAGGAGAAGAGAUAUGCCACGGGGGACGGUCCCGACUUUGACAGAAGCCAGUGGCUGAAUGAGAAGUUCAAGCUGGGCCUGGACUUUCCCAAUCUGCCCUAUUUAAUUGAUGGGUCACACAAGAUCACCCAGAGCAAUGCCAUCCUGCGCUACCUUGCCCGCAAGCACCACCUGUGUGGGGAGACAGAGGAGGAGAGGAUUCGUGUGGACAUUGUGGAGAACCAGGCCAUGGACACCCGCAUGCAGUUGGGCAUGCUCUGCUACAGCCCUGACUUUGAGAAACGGAAGCCAGAGUACUUAGAGGGGCUCCCUGAGAAGAUGAAGCUCUACUCUGAGUUCCUGGGCAAGCGGCCAUGGUUUGCAGGGGACAAGAUCACCUACGUGGAUUUCCUCGCUUAUGACAUCCUUGACCAGCACCGUGAAUUUGAGCCCAAGUGCCUGGAUGCAUUCCCAAACCUGAAGGACUUCCUGGCCCGCUUUGAGGGCCUGAAGAAAAUAGCUGACUACAUGAAGAGUGGCCGUUUUCUCUCCAAACCAAUCUUUGCAAAGGUAGCCUUUUGGAACCCAAAGUAGGACUACACACCAGCCCUGGGGGAACACUCACAACCACCCUGCUGCCUCCGGCCCCUGGACAUGGCUGUGUGCUCCCACCAAGUGCAGCUUUCUCCUCCUUUCUGUUUCUGAUGCUUCCAUU
Molecule: messenger RNA, 867 nt
Organism: Acomys russatus (golden spiny mouse)
Lineage: Eukaryota; Metazoa; Chordata; Mammalia; Rodentia; Muridae
Product: glutathione S-transferase Mu 2
Exons: 8
Coding region: 51-746 (231 amino acids)
Biological process (GO): glutathione metabolic process
Molecular function (GO): glutathione transferase activity
Source: RefSeq, a predicted model, not a curated record